This is a messenger RNA of Glarea lozoyensis ATCC 20868, 303 nucleotides long. RefSeq lists its product as uncharacterized. The transcript has a single exon. Lineage: Eukaryota; Fungi; Ascomycota; Leotiomycetes; Helotiales; Helotiaceae. The record is from RefSeq and is a predicted model, not a curated record. Bases 1 to 303 code for a protein of 100 amino acids.
AUGGUCAUGAACGAGAAAAACCUGCAACAUCAAUGGUUAGAACCCUCACGUUACUUCGUGGAACUCAACCGACUCUUAGUUGAAGCAGGGGUAAGAUACGUUAUACUCGAAUACACUUACAAAUUAGCAGCCAAGCCUGCUCCCAAGGCUACUGAAUACUCCCUGCCCCGUACCUCCUCUCCCCUAAGCGUAAGGACUGCCCCAAAAUGCCUCAAUGCCAGAGUGACACCUGCAAAAAUCAUGAUGAUCGUAUGCGCAACCACCAUCUCAACCGGAUUCACUUUUUGUCGUCUCAAGAAGUAA